GGGCGGGCCGGGCUGCGCUCGCUCCUGCCGCCGCUCCAAAGCAGCGGGCGGUGGGACCCGCGACUGAGCUCUGCGACCGCGAUCGCGACACUAGCUCUGCACCAUCCGGCGCCCCGCCUCCGAAGAAGCCCCUGCCGCUAGCCCCCGGUUCGCCCCGGAAUCCCAGAGACUCCGGCGCGGAGCAGACGCGGGCAGCAGGGUCCCCGGACCCGAGAAGACGCGCACAGAGCGGGGUGAGCUCGGGGAGCCGCAGCUCCGCCGCGGGCCCUCGGGGGCGCAGACCUGCGGAGCUCGAGGCCGGCGGGAAGAAAUAAAUGGAUCCUACCGCUCCUGUCCAUAUAGCACUUGAACUCUUGAGACCCGGUCACAAGGAGGGUCAGAGUGCCACCAGUCUCUAGAGCAACAGCCAAGGUGCCCAGCCAGCCUGCUGUCAUAACUGGAGCCAUCUUUCUGUGUCCCUCGCGCUUCGCUGCCUCUGUGAAGUGUCUCGAAUACCCAGGGCAGCAUUGCUGGGGCCCAGGGAGCAUCCCUGUGUCCGUAAGGACAGGACUGCUUCCUACCCACCUGUCUUUAACAAGAAGAACCUUCUAACUUCCAGUACAGAGUGGCCAUUGGAGAAAGGGAGGAGAAUAAAUGAAGAGAAAGAACUGGAAUAACGCCUUUCACAAAAAAAGGGAAGUAAGCUUCACUGCCAACCCCCCUUCAAGCAAAAGCCACAGCCCCACCUGGGAGCAGGGUGGUGGCCGGGGCAAUGGUGGGAGCCUUGAAGAUGCCCCAUGGCUACUGAGGGGGCUGCCCGGUCAGGGAGCAGAGUGGCGGGCAUGGUGUACAGCCUGUGGGUCCUGGUCCUGGGGCCCUCAGUCCUGGCUCUGGAAGAGGUGUUGCUGGACACCACAGGAGAGACCUCGGAGAUUGGCUGGCUCACCUUCCCACCAGGUGGGUGGGACGAGGUAAGCGUUCUGGAUGACCAGCGCCGCCUCACUCGGACCUUCGAGGCAUGCCACGUGGCAGGGGCUGCUCCGGGGACCACGCAGGACAACUGGCUACAAACGCACUUUGUGGAGCGGCGAGGGGCCCAGAGGGCACACAUCCGACUCCACUUCUCCGUGAGGGCCUGCUCCAGCCUGGGCGUGAGCGGGGGCACCUGCCGGGAGACCUUCACCCUUUACUACCGCCAGGCGGAGGAGCCUGACAGUGCCGACAGCAUUUCAGCCUGGCACCUCAAACGCUGGACCAAGGUGGACACAAUCGCAGCAGAUGAGAGCUUUCCUGCCACCUCCUCGUCCUCCUCCUCCUCUUGGGCUGUGGGGCCCCAAGGGACUGGCCAGCGGGCGGGGCUGCAGCUGAAUGUCAAGGAACGAAGCUUUGGCCCUCUUACCCAGCGUGGCUUCUACGUGGCCUUCCAGGACACAGGGGCCUGCCUGGCCCUGGUAGCGGUCAAGCUCUUCUCCUACAUCUGCCCCACUGUGCUCCGUGCCUUUGCCUCCUUUCCUGAGACACAGGCCAGUGGGGCUGGGGGCGCCUCCCUGGUGGCAGCUGUGGGCACCUGUGUGGCUCACGCAGAGCCAGAGGAGGAUGGAGUUGGGGGCCAGGCAGGGGGCAGCCCCCCCAGGCUGCACUGCAAUGGGGAGGGCAAGUGGAUGGUAGCUGUUGGUGGCUGCCGCUGCCAGCCCGGACACCAGCCUGCCCGCGGAGACAAAGCGUGCCAAGCCUGCCCUGGGGGGUCCUAUAAGGCCGCAGCCGGGAAUGCGCCCUGUUCGCCAUGCCCCGCCCGCAGCCACUCCCCCGACCCUGCAGCCUCCGUUUGCCCCUGCCUCCAGGGCUUCUAUAGGGCCAGUUCUGAUCCACCAGAGGCCCCAUGUACUGGCCCUCCAUCAGCACCCCGGGAGCUUUGGUUUGAGGUGCAAGGCUCAGUGCUCAUGUUGCACUGGCGCCUGCCGCAGGAGCUGGGGGGACGAGGGGACCUGCUCUUUAAUGUCGUGUGCAAGGAGUGUGGAGGUCACCAGGAGCCUGGCAGCGGGGGCUCCUGUCGCCGCUGCAGAGAUGAGGUGCAUUUUGACCCCCGCCAGAGGGGCCUGACUGAGAGCCGAGUGUUAGUCGGGGGGCUCCGAGCACAUGUACCCUACAUCCUAGAGGUGCAGGCUGUCAAUGGGGUGUCUGAGCUCAGUCCUGACCCUCCCCACGCUGCAGCCAUCAACGUCAGCACCAGCCAUGAAGUCCCCUCUGCAGUCCCUGUGGUGCACCAAGUGAGCCGGGCAGCCAACAGCAUCACUGUGUCCUGGCCACAGCCUGACCAGACCAAUGGGAACAUCCUUGACUAUCAGCUCCGCUACUACGACCAGGCAGAAGACGAAUCCCACUCCUUCACUCUGACCAGCGAGACCAACACUGCCACAGUGACGCGGCUGAGUCCUGGCCACAUCUACGGCUUCCAGGUGCGGGCUCGGACUGCUGCUGGCCACGGCCCCUAUGGGGGCAAGGUCUAUUUCCAGACGCUGCCUCAAGGUGAACUGUCCUCUCAGCUUCCAGAGAAGCUGUCCUUGGUGAUUGGCUCCAUCCUGGGAGCCUUGGCCUUCCUCCUGCUGGCGGCCAUCACUGUCCUGGCUGUCAUCUUCCAGCGGAAGCGGCGGGGCACAGGCUACACAGAGCAACUGCAGCAGUACAGCAGCCCAGGCCUAGGGGUGAAGUAUUACACGGACCCUUCCACAUACGAGGACCCCUGCCAGGCCAUCCGAGAGCUUGCCCGGGAGGUCGACCCUUCGUAUAUCAAGAUUGAGGAGGUCAUUGGGGCAGGAUCCUUUGGAGAAGUGCGCCGGGGCCGACUGCAGCCCCGGGGACGGCGGGAGCAGGCUGUGGCCAUCCAGGCCCUGUGGGCCGGGGGCGCCGAGAGCCUGCAGAUGACCUUCCUGGGCCGCGCUGCCCUCCUGGGCCAGUUCCAGCACCCCAACAUCCUGCGACUGGAGGGCGUGGUCACCAAGAGCCGGCCACUCAUGGUGCUGACGGAGCUCAUGGAGCUCGGCCCCCUGGACAGCUUCCUCAGGCAACGGGAAGGCCAAUUCAGCAGCCUGCAGCUGGUGGCCAUGCAGCGGGGAGUGGCCGCCGCCAUGCAGUACCUGUCCAGCUUUGCCUUUGUGCACCGCGCGCUCUCUGCCCGGAGUGUGCUGGUGAACAGCCACCUGGUGUGCAAGGUGGCCCGUCUUGGACACAGUCCUCAGGGCACAAGUUGCUUGCUUCGCUGGGCGGCCCCAGAGGUCAUUGCUCAUGGAAAGCAUACGACAUCCAGCGAUGUCUGGAGCUUUGGGAUACUUAUGUGGGAAGUGAUGAGCUACGGAGAACGACCCUACUGGGACAUGAGUGAGCAAGAGGUACUAAAUGCAAUAGAGCAGGAGUUCCGGCUGCCCCCGCCUCCCGGCUGUCCUCCCGGACUGCAUCUGCUGAUGCUGGACACAUGGCAGAAGGACCGAGGCCGGCGGCCUCACUUUGACCAGCUAGUGGCUGCAUUUGACAAGAUGAUCCGCAAGCCAGACACCCUGCAAGCUGACGGGGGCCCCGGGGACAGGCCUUCCCAGGCCCUCCUGAACCCUGUGGCCCUGGACUUCCCUUGUCUGGACUCGCCCCAGGCCUGGCUUUCGGCCAUUGGAUUGGAAUGCUACCAAGAUAACUUCUCCAAGUUUGGCCUCCGCACCUUCAGUGAUGUGGCUCAGCUCAGCCUGGAAGACCUGCCUGCCCUGGGCAUCACCCUGGCUGGCCACCAGAAGAAACUGCUGCACAACAUCCAGCUCCUGCAGCAGCAUCUGAGGCAGCCAGGCUCAGUGGAGGUCUGAGUGAUGUCUGGGCAGGAAGCUGUGAGCUGAUGAUGCCGGUGACCCAGCCCUGGACACAGGUCCCAGGAGGGCGGCGCGAGGUGUGAGCCAGGCUCCAUCUCGGCCUCUGCGCCGCCACGUUAAUCCAGCCCUCCUCUGGACGCUGCAUCCCCUCCUCCCCCUCUGCCAGCCUCCCCUACAUUAAAGGGAAGGGAAUUUGCAAGUUCAGGUGUGUCCAGGCCUCAGUCUGCAAGGAGGGGCGGAGCUGAGGAUGUGGUUGGCAGGCGCAAUGCAGACAAGCUGAAGCGGGUGGGACAGGGAGCAGGAAAUGACUUUAUUGGAAAGUGGUGAGACUCAGCCCAGCUUUUUUACCCCUAGAGAGGUGCCUGUCUCCCUCCCACGCGCCUUUCCAUAAGCCCAGCGCUUCCCUCUUCAACUGUCUGGAGCACCCUGGGAAGGGCUCUCUCCCUUCCCACUUAUUACACAGGGGUGGAGACAGGUGCCUGAGAAGGCAGACCUGUCCUUAAAGUGCUCUGACGUGCAAUGGGACUUCCGUAAGAGAAGGAGGAAGGCCUCGGACAAGGUGAGGACCAUAGCCUCAGCUUCUCUUAGCCCAGCUGAAGGCAUCCUGGAGACCUGGAGCAGGAAUUCCCAAUGUGCCUAGCGUUCCUGGUAUGCCCCCUUUCCCUCUGACCUCUAGGUUUUUGUUGGUUUUUGCUUUGUUCUGUUUUCAUGCUCGCGGUGGAGUGAGCGCUCAGAUCUGGUAUUCCCAGCCCUCCCCGUCCUCCAGGCCCUGGUUGAUCAUCCCCCGCAGGUCCCUCCGCAGGUCCCUCCGCAGGGUCCCUUGCCGGAGCCUUUCCCAGUUGAUGCUGCUACGGGAGGUGCUUCGAGACACUGAGGGUGUAGGGAAGGACAGGUGGGGGCCCAAGGGACGGCCCAGCUCUGGUUUUCCCCCUGAGUCUUUGUCCAAGCCCUCGGAGCAGAGGACUUCCUGCUGCUGGAAGGCCCGUGCGUAGCGUCGGAUCCGCUGCCGGUUGAGAUCCUGCCUGUCUUCCACCCUGUGGGAUGCAGGAGGAGGACUUGAGCACCUGAGGAGCAGGAACUGAAGAACAGAUGCAAGACCAGUGCCUCUCUCCUAUCCACCUGCCCCCAGCCCACCAUCAUUGGCCUUUCUUCCCUGCAACUGGCAUGGGCAUGGGACACCUGGCCCGCAGCAGCCAGGGCCCAGGAAAUAGCAGGCUCUGGUCCACCAGCUCUCGGGAUGCUCCUGAUGGGGCCACUUCCUCAGUAGCUGUGAUCCCGUCAAUGGAUCUGAAACCUAGGGGGCACAGAGGCCUCCAAGGAGCCCCUGGGAGCAGGAGGUUGUCUGAGCAAAGGGUACCCUGCAAAAGUCAUUGCUCGGGGGAUGCCACCCAGCACCAUCGCUUACCGCAGGAACCAGCGAUCCCCCAGGCCGUACUCGCUCCCACAGAUUCCGGAGCGAGGCCACAGGCAGCGAGGCAGCUUCCGCUCCAGCAUCACAGUGGUGGCUACCACCUGCGUGUGAGGACAAGAGGGCAAGUCAGAAAGGAGCCCAGGUACAGAGGAGGCAAUGUGAAUUGAGAAGAAGAGCAGGGGAGGAAGGGCAACCCCAGCAGAGACAAGUGUUCCAGCAGCAAAGAAACUCGCAGCUCAUGGCUUCCCAGAGGGGUGAGCAACGCCCCUGAUCUGGGAGAGUGGUUAGAACUGGGUUGAGUCUCUUCUGUGGAGGAGAGUUUGAUGGGACUUGAGCCCCACAUGUCUUCACCCCAGACUUGACAUUCAUGGCAAAGCCUGGCAGUCAGCUGGGAUGCAGAGAUUCCCUUAGAAGGAGAGACCUUGUCCCAAGGAAGACAGGGAGAGUAGGGAAGCAAGUAGAAAGGGGUCUGAAAGGGCUCAGAAUAGUCUGACCCCACAUAACGGCCAUUUAUAGAUGUAAACAUCCUACUUGCAAAUCUAAUAAUCUAUACAUUUUCAAGGGGAAAAUAUUUCCCAGAGCAAAUCUCAUUUAGUCAGCUUAGGUUUCACUGUUUUCAUAGUUAAAUGCCUUCCAGUAUUUGGAAUUUCCAUUUUUAUUUUGCUGAAAUUAUCUUUGUUGAUAUCAAUUCUUUUCUAAGUAUAUUUUUACAUAGGGAUUUGAUUCAUCUGAUUGUCUUAUGCCCAUCCUGAUGAUUUGGCUGAAGAUAGCUUCUGCUGGGAUAGGAAGUUUUUAUGGCAUUAUUUUUAACACUUGCAAUUUUUCUGGGUCAGAUUUUGCAGACUUAAAUAUUGUCAAGAAAACUUGAAACUUCCAUUCUCACUUGGGAGCAAAAUUUACUGACUGUGGUUUUGGCCACUGUCAGCUUUUAUUCCUGUUGAGUAUUCUAGAAGAGAUUGAGGUUUUCACUGUUGAGAAAGCCAUGAGGAAAUCUUUCCGGAGAGUCCGGUGUUGCUCUGUUGUUUUGCUAGUUCAAUUCUUCUGCACACUUGGCAUUAUUUUGCAUAGCAUGGAAUAACUAUCCAAACAUAUGUAGGGCCAGACUACCUGCUGCUUCUCCCUGAGCAUGGGCAUUUCUUGGGCAGGAAGAGGAUGACUUGCACUAACCUACCCAGCCACUGGGAGCUCACCUGGGCCCUCCAGAGCUCAUCCCGCUCGUGAGCCACUCGCCAGUGAGUGUCGCCCAUCAUGGCGAUGAGGAGGUUGAGCAUGAGCAGCGUGGCGAUGAUGGCAAAGGCCGCGUAGGUGAUGCUGUACAUGAAGGGCAGGUCCACAUCGUAGUUGGCAGGACCAUCGAUGAUGGUGAGAAACAGCUCGAAGGUGCUGAACAGUGCCAUGGGGUAGUCAUAGAAAUGGCCCAGCUCUUCAGGAUCCUCUGUCUGGAAGAUGAUAUAGAAGGCUGCUCCACCCAAGGGGGUGAGAGUUACCAUGGCAACUGUAUCAUGACCAGCCCACGUCAGCUCAUAGCUGCACAUUUCCUUCCCAUUCCCUUCACCCCCAGGAUCACCGUCUCGGCCCACAGCACUCCAUGUUUCAGGUUUUUUGUUCCCUUAUUUCCUACAGGACUCACCCUCCUGAUCUCAAGAACCACUCUCCCUAACACUCCCAAUGUUCCCUUACCUCUGAGGA
Messenger RNA from Sciurus carolinensis (gray squirrel), 6927 nucleotides. It is a transcript of the gene Ephb6, whose product is annotated as EPH receptor B6. Lineage: Eukaryota; Metazoa; Chordata; Mammalia; Rodentia; Sciuridae. Gene Ontology annotation, biological process: protein phosphorylation; axon guidance; cell surface receptor protein tyrosine kinase signaling pathway. The coding region runs from base 777 to 3824 and encodes 1015 amino acids. Gene Ontology annotation, molecular function: transmembrane-ephrin receptor activity; ATP binding; protein binding. The record is from RefSeq and is a predicted model, not a curated record. The transcript is spliced from 19 exons. Gene Ontology annotation, cellular component: plasma membrane; neuron projection.